Odocoileus virginianus texanus is the source of this 1879-nucleotide messenger RNA. RefSeq names its product fatty acid binding protein 2 (gene FABP2). The record is from RefSeq and is a predicted model, not a curated record. Gene Ontology annotation, cellular component: nucleus; cytosol. Lineage: Eukaryota; Metazoa; Chordata; Mammalia; Artiodactyla; Cervidae. Gene Ontology annotation, biological process: fatty acid transport. Gene Ontology annotation, molecular function: long-chain fatty acid binding.
CAUAGUUUAAGAUAGAAUAUGUAUGCUUAUCAUGUUUAUUGCGGUUGAAUUUCAGAAGGGGAGCUAAGAAAUUUAUAGAAACCAGAAGGUUUGGCAUUAAUGAAGUCAGGUGACCUCUUGAACUUUAAACUUCCACAUCACAAUAUGAAGCUGGCUCUAAGAUAAGAAAUAGAAUAAAUUCUCUCCUAAGGACAGACCUGAAUCUCUGAUUGCUCAGAGGCUGAAUUAACUGGAGACCAUGGCGUUUGAUGGUACUUGGAAGGUAGACCGAAAUGAGAACUAUGAAAAGUUCAUGGAAAAAAUGGGUAUUAAUGUGGUGAAAAGGAAGCUUGCAGCUCAUGAUAAUUUGAAACUGAUAAUCACACAAGAAGGAAAUAAAUUCACAGUCAAAGAAUCAAGCACUUUUCGAAGCAUCGAAAUUAUUUUUGAGCUUGGUGUCACUUUUAAUUACAGCCUCGCAGAUGGAACUGAACUCAGUGGGGCUUGGACCCUGGAGGGAGAUAAACUUGUCGGAAAAUUUAAACGGUUGGACAACGGAAAUGAACUAAAUACUGUCCGAGAAAUUAUAGGUGGCGAAAUGGUCCAGACUUACACAUAUGAAGGUGUGGAAGCCAAGAGGAUUUUCAAAAAGGAAUGAGCACUGUUCCCGGAGCAUUGCCCAGAACACAGAUUAGAUGGAAAAUCUAUAUUGAACCAGAAAUGCUUUCCUCUCCUCAUCUGGUAUAUAGUUGCUGAUUGAUUAGAUCUUUUAUAAGCACUGGUCAAUGGCUUAUAUUUCCAGUCUCACCAAAGAAAAACACGUAAAAGCUAAUUAGGAUUUAACUUGUUUUACACUUUCUAAGAUGUACAUUUACUGGUGUUCUAAAAGAAUGUGACAUUUUAAAAAACAUAUGAAUAAAUAUUGUUCUACAUUGCUUCAAAAGUAGUCUCUCUUUAAAAAAAAAAAGCUAUGUGACAUGUGCAUUAAUAGACUACUUCGGGUUCUUCCCCACAUUUGGUAAAUUAAAGACAUAUAUUGCAUGGGGGUCUUUAUAAUCUUAUACUGGUUGUAUUUCCCUUAGGAACAUUUAUUAUAAAAAUAAUACAUAUUUAACCAGAAAGUUUAGAACUAAGAAAAGCAAAUGCAAAAUAAAUAUUUAAGCCAGAGAUAAUCACUAUUCUGAUUUUAAUAGAGAUCCUCCAUCUUUUUCUCUGGCUGUGGAUUUGUUUAUUUCUCCAUACAUACAUACCACUCUGAAUAAAAUGAUAGGAAAUAAAUGAUGUGCUAAGGUAAAGAAGUGCAUUUUAUUUUUCUACAUUGCAGUGAUUCCCAGACCUGGGUAAGUCUCAGGAGCAUCUGAGAAACUUAAGAACUGUUUGCAUGCUUAAUCUCUAUCAUUAUCCUAUUAGAUCAGAAUCUCUGAAAACAGAGCCAGGGAUUUUAGAGGACUUCCAAGUGAUUCUGAUGCAGCAGGUACACUAACUAAUCCGUCUGAGAACAAGCUGACCAUCACACUCCAGAAGUGUCAUAUUCAAGUGUCAUCCCUCCUCUUUUAUUCAUAAACACAACACUGACAGUUCUUCUGGGCCCCCCAAGUCUUCUCUCACUCAUAUACUCACAUAAUACACUACUUUAUGUAUUUCAACCAAUUGCAUUUUAGGUUGGUGUGUAUACAGGGCGCAGAGGUGGUAAAUUUUUUUUAGCAUUUGGCUCUAUGGACUUUUGUUUUGACUAUUUUUCACAUUGAUGAAGGUAAUAGCUAACAUUUAUACAGUUCUUACCAAGUUCCAGGUACUGUUCUAAGUUGUAUAUAAACGUGGCAGAUACAUUACCAUGUAGAAAGAAAAAUGUGUACAUGUUGAAGGUGAACAGAUUAAAUACAACCUUUCACAAAAACAA